Messenger RNA from Laccaria bicolor S238N-H82, 915 nucleotides. RefSeq lists its product as uncharacterized. The transcript is spliced from 4 exons. Bases 1 to 915 code for a protein of 304 amino acids. The record is from RefSeq and is a predicted model, not a curated record. Lineage: Eukaryota; Fungi; Basidiomycota; Agaricomycetes; Agaricales; Hydnangiaceae.
AUGCCACAGACGCAGGGGACAUUUGGUUUCUACUUUCACAUUGGCGAGGCACUUUAUGGUGUUACUGCACGCCAUGUGCUGUUUGGGUUAAACCAAGCCAACGAAGAGUACACCUACGUCUCUUUCGACGACUUCUUGAAAUCUAUUCAGGCCGAAAUCGACCGCCUGUUUAACACCGUCACCUUCUUGGACAGCUGCAUUAAGGCGUUCACCGGUAAGCCACUGCGGGCAGGACCACUGGAGACCGCCAAAACCGACUUGAAGCAAACAAACGAGAAGAUCGAGGCCCUCAAGGAGUUUUAUAACAUGAUGCAGAUGGACUGGUCCGAACCGAAGAGCCGCGUCAUUGGCCACGUCGUGUGGGCCCCACCGAUCACUGGCAACACUCUUCCCCAUGGGUACACGCAGGACGUCUGUGUCGUCAAACUUGACAAGAAUAGGUUCAUGCCAAACUUUGUCCAGAAUGUCAUUAACCUGGGCGUGAAGAUUGACCCCGGCGAAUUCAUGAGCAUGAUGUACGACGACAAGGCUGAUUUCGACUACCCCUGGGACCGCCAUCUCUUCAAGCUCUGGAGCAUCCUCCCCGCCGAACAGAUCAGUUAUUCUACCGCUGGCGACGUUCCCGUGCGGUUCGUUUUCAAAAAUGGCUCCACAACGGGAACAACCAUCGGCCGUCUGAGUCGAUUCCAAUCCAAAGUGCGUAUGUACGGCCUCACCGGCACCUUCACUUCCACGGAAACCCCAGUCUUGCCCUACGGCUCGAACUCAUACUUUGGCACAUUCUCUGAAGAUGGGGACUCUGGGGCUGUUGUUUGUGGUCCUAACGUCGAUAUCGCGUACACGACGCCGAUGCAUUGGCUUUGGGACGAAGUUAUCCUGGCUAGGUUCCCAGGCGCCAGCCUUUACUUCGACUAG